Porites lobata is the source of this 1597-nucleotide messenger RNA. The record is from the annotation of a GenBank genome assembly. Lineage: Eukaryota; Metazoa; Cnidaria; Anthozoa; Scleractinia; Poritidae.
CACGUAAAUGGCCUCCAAACUAAAGGAUGUUUCCAAACUAAGGCUGGUUCUGGUGGAGGGUGAUGAUUACGCUAAAAGUGCUGGGGAACUCUCACUAACAGACGACAAAUUUCGAAAUAAAAACAUUUGGGUUUUUCAAAGUAACAGCCGAAUGAUGUUCUACACAGGCACUUCGUGGGUAAUUACUGCAACCCAGUACAUGCAAGAUGUCCUUGGUGGUAGCACAGGGGGGUUUGAAUCAUCAAAGCCCGCUGAAGAACCAUAUGAAGCAAAUUGGAGCCCUAAAUUCAAGGUAAGUGAAGAUGUUAGGAAACUGCGUUUUGUCGCGAAAGUGGGAGGAGGAAGAAAUAAACCCAUACCCCCUCUUCCCUUUCUUCCUUCCUCCCACAAGGAUACGAACCUAAAAGUCUUGGUACGAUGCAAUAUAUUUAUAGUACCUAAAGCCAGGGCAUAUAGUCAGUUCACAUCUGUCCAGAGUACGUAUUAUCAUCUUUGUGUUGUUCACUCGACAAGCCAUGGUCACGUAAGAACAUAGUAUGUGGCCAUGCUCACCGGCGUAGUCUCUUACGAGUUUACUGGAAGAUUAUAGAACCGAGAUUUCUUAAACUCUGAAGUACAAAUCUACGUGGAGCAACCCUUCUUUCUUUUUUUCUUUGUCUCUUGAUAAGUGAAUGACAUCUCUUUCCCAGGUCAGUGAAGUUUACCUCUCAAAUAAAUGGGUGGUAGCUGAACAGCCAUACCGUUCACCUUCGGUUCAUAUUUGGUGGUCAGCGCCCGCCAAUCCAGAAGUACAGCGGGAAGGGGUUACCUGGUUCUACAACGAGGUGAUCGUUAAAGAGACAGCGGGUAGCAGUUACUUCAUGACUAAUGGUUUCACUGGAGGCUACAUGGGCAUUCAAGAUCGUUCUCCUAAGUGGGUACUCUUCUCCAUUUGGGACAAGACCUCGACAGAAGACGAUCCGAAUGCAUCGCCGGACGACUUGGUCAAAGUGCUUGCCCAUGGUGAAGGCGUCACAGUUAAACGCUUUGGAGGCGAAGGAACAGGUGGCCAGAGUUAUCUUACCUAUGACUGGAAGGUAGGCCACACAUAUCAGCUCAUGGUGAACGUGAAACCAGAUGCAAAAGAAAACGACAAGGCCGUCUUCACGGGUUGGUUCCGCAUCCCAGAGCUGAAUAUCUGGCGACUGUUAGCAUCAUUCCAGGUUCGUCCUCAGGCAGCAAGCAAGAAACUGGAGAAUCCCUACUCGUUUCUUGAAGAUUGGAUUGGAAAUGGCUACCGCCGUAAGGGCUUGUGGGGUCCAGCAUGGAUCAGAACAGACCGUGGUCCUUGGGUGCAAGCUACACACGGAAGAGGUACAACCACAGAGUACGACGCCAACAACAGAAACGCCUUCCUGUCUGAUGACCGUAAGCAUCUGGGGAUGACUACUGGUGGACCAACACUGACAGAUACAUCCUUGGGCCCUUAUACAUGUGAUUCCUCCAGUAUUCCAUCUGUUCUACGCUUGAAUCCUCUCCCAGACCGCGAUGGAGCUCCUGCCCGCGAAUCCUAGACUCCCACCGUCAGUAUCUGAGAGCUCAUUUACAAAGCACCUAG